Messenger RNA from Psammomys obesus (fat sand rat), 717 nucleotides. RefSeq names its product cancer/testis antigen 55 (gene Ct55). Bases 1 to 717 code for a protein of 238 amino acids. The record is from RefSeq and is a predicted model, not a curated record. The transcript has 5 exons. Lineage: Eukaryota; Metazoa; Chordata; Mammalia; Rodentia; Muridae.
AUGCAUCGGCUAAUUUUGAGACUUCGUGGCUUCUUUCAGAGGAAGGCGGAGCCAAAGGAACAGAGAGAACAGCAGCAGAGGCUCUUGGGAGAUGAUACCACAUUAGAAAACCUGCAGGGAGUUGGGUCCUAUCGUGACUAUGGCUGUAUUAAUGAGCACAGCCUCUUUAGUGUUGAUGUCUCCACUGGCAACAAACCUCUGAAAGUUGAACAAAAAGUUCCUGCAGUUGUGGAAGAAGAUCAAACAACUCGUAGAUUGAACACAACUACAGUGGAUGCUUUUUGUGAUGACCAUGGUGAUGAGCCAUCAGAAUCUCACAAGACAGUUUUGCUUGGUUGUCUUACCUCUCUAAUGCGUGAUGCUGACUGCACUGAUCACGAUUUGUCCUUCUCUCUAGACAUUGUUUGUAAAGAUUUUGAACCUUAUAAUGGUGACCUGGUAGACAUUGAGUUUUCUGAGCAGGAAGACACACAGAGCAGAAGAGCCAUCUUGAUGAAGCCCAUGAAGCACUGUCACGUAAAUAAGGUCUGUAUUACCAGAGUAGAUGGAAGAACUGGGGUGUUAGAAGACACCAUCUUUUUCACCUUGGAUUCUCUUAAGCUUCCUUCUGGAUAUGUGCCUCAACAAGAUGAUAUUGUCAAUAUUGUUGCUGUGCAGAGCAUUCAGCCCAACUAUUUCUGGAGAGCAGUUGCAAUGACCCCGGUACAAGGAUUGUAG